Messenger RNA from Ruditapes philippinarum (Manila clam), 5433 nucleotides. Its product is annotated as terminal uridylyltransferase 7-like. Lineage: Eukaryota; Metazoa; Mollusca; Bivalvia; Venerida; Veneridae. The record is from RefSeq and is a predicted model, not a curated record. Gene Ontology annotation, molecular function: zinc ion binding; nucleic acid binding; RNA uridylyltransferase activity.
AUAUGUGAGGUAGAUAAUCAGGAUAAUGGAUCACUUCCAGCUUAUUGUUUUGGUCUGAUGACCAUAUUUUACCUGCAGCAGUGCCAGCCACCAGUUUUACCUGUUCUAUGGAAGGAUUUGUCUGAAGAAGCAUUGAAGAAACCAAAAACAAAAGCAGAUGUUGACAAUAUGAUCCAGGAACUGAAAAAAGAGGUUUGGACAUCGGACAAUGAGUACACUGUUGGCAUGUUAUGGAAAGAUUUACUGAUGUACUAUGGUGUGAACUUUGACCUAGCAGAGAACAUUAUUUGUGUAAGGUCACUAAAGGUCAUACCUAGAGCUGAGAAAAAAUGGAAGAGUAGAAGAAUUGCGAUUGAAGAUCCAUUUUCUAAUAAAAGAAAUGUAGCACGAUCUCUUCAGAACUUAAGAAUGUUUGAUUAUUUCUACAACUGCCUUCGUAAAGCAUGUCUCUACUUUAGUCUGCCAACAUCACAUCAAAAUAUCUCUCAGUACUAUGAAUGUAAAAGAAACACAAGUCAUAAAGCAAAAGAGAAUGAGAUUAAAUCUAGACUACAGUCAAUAGAAAAAAGUCACAACUCUGAGGAACAGACUGGGACGGAAUCAAAGGCAGAUACUAAAAUUGAGAGAGCUGAAAAUAUUGGGACAAUUCAGAAGGAGCUUUCAGAUAAGGAUUGUAUUUCAAAUGAUGAGGAAACUGAUAGUGAUAUUAGUAUAAAAGAAAACCUGUUCUUUUUCAGAAUGCAAAUAAUCUUGCAAAAAGAUGUUUUAGACACAAUAAUAGAUUCUGUGAUUGCUGAUUCUAGUAUUGAAAUGAAGUAUAGUAUUGAUGAAACUGUUGAAGCUAAAGAUGUUACUGUAGGGUCAGGUGAUAAGGUGAUAGAUAAGACAACAGUUCAUCAAACACUUGAUGAAUCAGAUACAAGUUCAGGACUUAGUUCUGAUGAUGACAUGGAGGAAGAGUCCCCAGGUUCUAGUCCAUUAGCAAACACAGAGAAAAGAGUGUCAAGUCCAAUUGGUGCACAAUAUAAUUUUCUGUUUGAUUCUGAGACCUUGACUGAUGGAAAGGGACCAUCUGUGUUCUGUCCAAUAUGUGAGAAAGAAGGACAUUUGAAAUCCAACUGUCCAGAGGAUCAGCUUCCUGUCUUGAAGAAACUUCCACCUGUAUCCAAAACACAUCUUCAACUACUCACCACUGUCAUUAAAGGAGUUCCAGGAGAUUUCAAGUUGACUAAAGAUGAAAUUAGUGAAAGAGAAUUUGUGAGGAAAAACCUUGAAGUUCACAUACAAGGUUUAUAUCCUGACGCACAGUUACGGUUGUUUGGUUCAUCAAUGAAUGGAUUUGGAUUUCAUCAGAGUGACCUAGAUAUAUGUGUAGUCUUCAAAGAUAAGGGCCCUGAGGGAAUGAAUUUUGUUGAACACAUUGAAGCGAUAUGUAAGAGCCUGAAGACUCACAGGGGACUGUAUGGUGUAUUUCCUAUCACCACUGCUAAAGUCCCUAUUGUCAAGUUUAGACAUCGCAAUAGUCAAUUAGAAGGUGACAUUAGCAUGUACAAUAUCUUGGCAAUGGAAAACACAGAUUUGCUGUAUACAUAUGCUAGCAUAGAUUCUCGAGUUCAAACCCUGGGAUAUGCUAUUAAAGUAUUUGCUAAAGUUUGUGACAUAGGUGAUGCAUCAAGAGGAAGUUUAUCAUCAUACGCCUACAUGCUUAUGAUGUUACAUUACUUGCAGCACACCAAACCACCUCUCAUACCUGUACUACAAGAGCUACAUGUAGGUCCAAAACCGGAGCAUAUAGUUGAAGGAUGUAACACUUGGUUCUUUGAUGAUCUCUCUAAACUGGCUGAUGUGUGGCCAGAAUGUGGCAGGAACAAUCAGAGUGUUGGUGAACUAUGGCUUGGUUUCUUCAAGUAUUAUCUUGAAGAAUUUAACUUUACAGAGCAGGUUGUCACUAUCCGACAGUUCAAAACUCUCACAAAGUUUGAGAAACUUUGGAAUGGCAAAUGUAUUGCCAUUGAGGAUCCAUUUGAUCUUGGUCAUAAUUUGGGUGGUGGACUUACCAGAAAAAUGAACCAUUACAUACAGUCUACAUAUGUUCAUGCCAGGGAGUUAUAUGGGACAAAUAUUUAUGGUAAACCUGAAGGAUUUAAUACUAUACAGGAUUACUUUUUUGACCAAAGUCAGUUGGUAGAUGGGGAACCACCAUCAGAUAGAUUGUGUCGUGUCUGUGGUAAAAUAGGUCAUAUUGCGAGGGAAUGUCCAAGGCUUAUUGCCAGGAAAGAAAGGGAAGCUGCAGAAAGAAAGAGGAGGGAAGAUUUAAAGAAUUCAGAACCAGAUAGUAUGAAGGGAUCCCCACAACAUAACAUGCCUCCAAGGCAAAAUAACAACAGAGAUAGAGCCAUAACACAGAGAUCGGCAUCAGAUCCAGCUAAUGGAGACAGUCCCGUCAGAGGUCAAGGUCAUCAGCCUUUCUACCGCAGACAAACCUCCAUGCCAAAUCAAGCUCCUGAUUCUAGACAAAGGAGACCAUUACUAGAAUCACCGAUACAAGAUCGAUACAGUCAUAACUAUCAGAGUCCAAGAUCACCUCGUCAAGACUUCCAGCAGCACCAUGGUUCAAACCGUAGACCACAUCCUGGUUCACCUGCACACAUAAAUUCUCCAUACAGACAACAAGGCUAUCAUAAUCAGCAGCAUCAACAAUAUUAUCCUGACAACCACAAUGAUAAUUCCAGUCUCAGAUUUAACCAGGGUCAAAGUCCAGGGCAGGGUCAAGGUCAGAAUAGAAAUAGGAAUGGUUCACAGUAUUUUUAUGAUCCCAGAUCUCAACAUAACAUGAUGCAGCAGGGAGAUAACAUUAAUUACCCAUCAUCCCCUUCAGGAAACAGAAAUCAACCCCAGUUCAGGAACCAGUACUAUGAAGGAUCCCCACAGGUAUAUGUUAGUUCAGGGAGCCCUGAAAGUGGUGGAAUUCCAAACAUGUUAUAUACUAAUCUGAAUCAACCAUUUAACUUUCCAAUGAAUGUAUUUCAAUCAGUACCUCCUUUGUUUGUUAACUCAAGCAUGGCUGUCAAUCAUGCAUAUCAACCAAUGGUUCCAUUUGCAACCAUUCCACCAAUGGCUAAUGUACAAAAUAAUGUACCAGUCUGUGCAGCAGGCUGGCACCCAGGUAAAGUCGGAAUACCAGUCAAUGAUGAGCAUCUUGCAGUAUCUCGGCAGGAAACCAGUCUUAAAUUUGAUGUAAAUUCUGAGAUUCAGGAUUCGUUACUGAAUGCACAACAGCUAACAGAGUCACCUCUUAACAAGGAGAGAAAAGUUAAUGUCCAAAGAAACAGCAAUAAGGAGAAAGUACAUGUAUCUGAUUUUGGAAUUACAGUGAAAAAUGAGUACUACAGCAGCAAGGACUAAUGUGUUAUCCAUAUUACCAACACAUGGUGCUCAAGCAAUGUUGUAUUUUGUGUAACUCAUCAAAUCAAUGUGUAAGACUAAUUGUAUAGAUAUUGAAGGAUAUUAGUAGGGUUUUUCAUUUCUAUUAUGAUAUUAUAUGUCUAUGAAGUGGAUUCAUUUUAAAUAUUGAAUAUUCAUUUAAAAAAUGACCAUAUGCUUUUCAUAAGCCGUUAUCAGCUUCUAUGAUUGUUUGAUGUCAGAUUAGAACUUUCAUAUUGAUGUUUUAUUAAAAAGAAUUUAAUGUUGAUUGCCAUGGUUACCUGAUGGGGUAGAAAUAAAGAUAUCUUUAAUCAAAGUAAGCUUGCAUUAUAGUAAGGCAGCAUGAUUUACUUUCAGCCAAUAUGUGUUGAUAGGUUCCUUAGAAUUUCCUCCAUUUUUCAAUGGUACAGAUUGAUACCAGAGUAGUUUUUUCUUAAUGAUAAGAAUAAAAUGUUUUCAUGUUUACCAGUCAUUUCCGGAUAGUACUUGUAAUUUUUUCAAUACUUUUUUUACUUCUAAACUCUUUUUAUAUCUUGAUAGUGAAGAGCAGACUGUUAUGAGAAAUAUGUUAUGUUUUUUUAAUGCAUUGUCGAGGAUUUUUUUUUUAUGUAACAUACAUAUCAGUAGAAAAAUGCAUGAUUUUAUUUCAAGAUUUUCUAGCAAGUGCGUUUGUUUUAUGGUGCAUAUUUACUUAUUUUAUUAGUAUUUCAUUAGAAAUGUUACACUUGUUUUUAUGCACUCACUUAGGGAGCGUUUUAUGAAGGGACAUUGCCCAUAGCCUGAAGAUGACCUGUAUUGAUUUUGAGAUAAUUAGGUCAAAGGUCAAAGUGACACUUGCCUGAUCAAUAACUUGAGAAUUAAAAAAGCCUGAGUUUAUGAAAUAUUGUAGGGACAUGGCCGGCAUGGUCAGUAGGUGAACCCAAAUUAUUUUGAGGUUAUAGGUCUAGGUCACGGUAAAACAUGAUGUUAGAUCCUUCUCUUUUAUUUAUAACGAGUUUACUCAGUCAUAGGUUUAAAACUUAUAAAUACCACUAAUACAUGUAUAUAUAUUUCUUUUUUAUAUAACACUUGACCUUCAUGAAAUACACAUAUGUAUGGAAAUUGGCCACUUUGACAGGUUAUUGAAGUGUGGGAAUGGGUGUCCUAUAAACACAUUUUAAUUAUAUGAUGAUUUAUUGUUUUAAUAGAUUUAUUGUAGUUUAAAAUAUAUACUUUUAGCUAAAUCAAAGAGUAAUGUUAAGUGCCUUUCCAAUGACAGUUUGAUUAAAAGCUCUGCAUACUGGCAAUGCAAAUACUGUACUCAAUUACAGGGUUACAGUUAACACUGUGAAUACAUACACUGUAAACAUUGAUUGAAUACAGCUUUUACAAAUCUGUUUGAAACACAGGCGCUAGUCACAUAAUCAAAUAUUUUUCAUAAUCAGCCUAUAUAUGUAUAUAAAGAUAUCUUUAUAUACAUAUAUAUGUUGAUUAUGAAAAAUAUUUGAUUAUGUGACUAGCGCCUGUGGUUUGAAAUAAUUCAAAUAUACUUACUCUGGGAAUAAGUAAAAAAAAAUAUAUAUAUUUCAUCAGUUUCUUUUUCUAUGAACUUAUAAGAGAUAGUAAUAUUGUCAAUCAUAAUUUAAUUAAUUUUAGAUGAUCUCAUUGAGGCAGUUAAGCUUAUUUCAUGAGAUAAGGAUUAUAUUUACUCAUGGUUGUAAAUUAUGUACUAUUCCAUUAUUUAUGAUGCACAAUGAUUUUAAAUGAUUAGAUUAGGGUAAUAACUUGGAUCAAGUUGAAACCUGACAAUUGUUAUACUUGAAUGUUGUUCGUUCGUAUAGGUUGCCCGAAGAUAAACAUACAUGUAUAUUUGCUCGAGGUUUUUCAAUAAGAUUUGAUUUAUAUGGGUUUUUUUUUAAUGAAAUGAAAUUAUAAUUGUUUUUAAUUUAAAAUAAUUGAAGGAGUACCGUAUAUUUGUUUGUAAUGUCUUAAACAUUUUCAUUAUAUUGAUAAUAAAAUGUUGACUAUAGA